Capronia coronata CBS 617.96 is the source of this 852-nucleotide messenger RNA. RefSeq lists its product as uncharacterized. The transcript has 2 exons. Bases 1 to 852 code for a protein of 283 amino acids. NCBI's taxonomy places the organism in Eukaryota, Fungi, Ascomycota, Eurotiomycetes, Chaetothyriales, Herpotrichiellaceae. The record is from RefSeq and is a predicted model, not a curated record.
AUGGACGAUACUCCUACACGUCCUUCUUCCCCGGGAAACUCCAAUGGCAGUGCCCGGUCUCGUUCCAGCACACGAAAACAGCCCUCUUACGACGCUUCAGCUUUGAUGAUAAACCCAUCACCUCUCUUGACCUCAUCUCUGCACUCCCGCCAUUCGGCCACAUCUGCACAAGAGUCUGCAUACUUGAAGCAAGCACGCUUGCUGGGAUGGGUUCGACUCGCUCUGUCCCUCCUGACAAUUGCCUCAGCCGUGGCCGCUGCUGGUUCUGUAGGGCAUGUGCUGCACAAGUAUAACUCAACGCACUUGGGCAGCAAAUGGCACCUAUCUUUGUGGCCGCAAAAUGUUGACUUGAGGCCUACCUUGGCUGUGUUGGCUUGUGCUUGCAUAAUUGCUGCUGUCAGCCUAGCAUAUGUGGUGUUCUGGGUCAUCCCCAGCCCACAUUCCCGGACGCUAUUGUACAGCCUGAUAUUCCUGGGAUCGUCCAUCCUCGGCUUGGCUCUCUGCGUUUUCGCCAUCCCUUUCAAUCAGGCACUUGUCAACCUGACCGCCCACCAUCGGCGGGAGUCACUGCAGUCUUGGACCUGCAAGUUCUCCGACGGCGCAGCUGGGUUUAAUUCCGACAUCCAUUCUCUUCAGAUCCCGGUCUUUACCACCAAUGGUGUGCCCAUACCCGCAGGCUUCAAGAGGCUUUGUAUGGAGAGUCAAGUGGGCACGGGCUUGAUGAUUGCCGUCUUGGUUCUGGAGGCGGCUAGCUCUGGUAUAGCAGGGAUGGGCAUAUUGCUGGAGAAGAGGAUGGCCAUUGCGAGAAGGGAAAGGUAUGCCAAUGAUGAAAAGGGUGGCCAUGUGUCCUAG